GUAGAUUCUCUGGAUGUACUUUGACAGUUCACGCAUACUGGACUCUCGUUGUCCUCGUACCCCUUACAAACCAACCUCCGAAACUCUUUCACUGGUUAACAUUAGUGUCAAGGGGCUUCACUUCGGUCAGAGAAAACUGUUAUUAUCUGAAAUAGAAUUUCUUACUGCCAUUUUUGACAAGCAAAAGAGCGAUAGUGUUGAAUCUUCUCGCGAGCAGCGCCCCGUUUUAGUAGUGUAUCCCGGAGCUGCCAACGGUUCUCAUCUCCCAAUAUUGUUCUGUUUAUUCAAGGAUGUUCGUUUUAUUUUAAUCGACCCUGCACCAUUCUGUAAGGAGCUGGAAGUGAUUGCAGAGGAUGAGGAUGGCCCUGUGAUUGAACUUAUUAAUGAUUAUUGUACCGAUGAGUUAUGUUUACGGAUUUCAAGAAUGUAUGGCACUCAGUAUGAUCUGUACAUUGUGAGCGAUAUCCGCACAGGAGUGCCGAAAAAAAUGCAAAAAAAUAUUGAGCAUACAGAGAUGAUAUUGCAUGACAAUGCCAUACAGAGAAGCUGGUGUUGGUCUUUGAAGGCCAUAGCCGCUAUGCUUAAGUUUCAUCCACCGUACCCACCUUCGACGGACUUAUCGGUGCAAAAGUGCGAUCUCGAUGAUAAUACCCCCAACGAGAUUGAAUAUUUCGACGGAAUACAACUUUUAGGCGUUUGGGCACCCAAGUCCUCAUCGGAAGUGCGCCUUGUGGUGGAGGGACCGUUCAGCCAUGGCCACAUUGCCAAGACGCGGAAGUAUAACUGUAGAACGCACGAGGAGCAAUGCUAUCAUUACAAUAUAAGCAAUAGAUACGCCAAGGACUGUGCGGCAGAAAGAGUAAUAAUGGAUCGUUAUUUGAAAUGUGUUUCAAAUAAAUACGGAAACAAUAUUACUGCACUAUCGAACCAGAUAAGCAAGGAUUUACGAUUUCCUUUGUUUUGCCCUCUCGAGAAGGACUUUACUGAAGACAACGCCCGCUGGUUAUAUCUUCUGUACUCCUCUCGCAGGAAUAAUAUAAUUCAUCUGUACGAACCCUUCAAGAAUAUCAUGAAGUUUGACACUGUUAAGAGCUUAAUUAAACAAUAUGGCGAAUCCGAAAAGGUUCCAGAGAAUGCUCAGGUAUCUGGGAAGCAGCUGUCAAUUGACUUCUGGAAGGACUUUUGUCGUUGUGAUUUUGAGUCCGCUUAUUCACUCCCCCGUAUUCAAUGGAAAUUUUACGGCCUUUUAGAAUCCAGGUGUACUUCUUAUAAGAGAGAGAAGAGGGGAUCAACAUCAUCUUUUUGUAAUCAAGUCAAAUUUCCCCGAAAGGAGUAUUAAAAAGAUGAAAACUAUAAUUUUAAACACUUA
Molecule: messenger RNA, 1369 nt
Organism: Phytomonas sp. Hart1
Lineage: Eukaryota; Euglenozoa; Kinetoplastea; Trypanosomatida; Trypanosomatidae
Source: the annotation of a GenBank genome assembly